AUGUCGUCCAUCAGUGCCAUGUCCAAACGCCUAGAAGGCAAGACGGUCCUCGUGACCGGCGCCUCGAGCGGCAUCGGACGAAGCGUCGCCCAAGAAUUCGCACGCACGAGCCCGAAAGAUCUCAAGAUCAUCCUGACGGCGCGCCGUAUCGAUACCCUGAAAGAAGUUGCUGAGGAGAUAAAGAAGGAAGUCGGAGAUGGUGUCAAAGUGCUUCCGGUCAAGCUCGACAUUUCCAAGCCUGACGAAAUCGCCAAUUUGAUCCCCAACCUGCCCCAAGAGUUUCAAGACAUCGACAUCCUCGUCAACAACGCGGGGCUGGUCAAGGGCGUGGACAAAGCACCGGAGAUCAAGGCAGAAGAUAUAGACGUUAUGUUCGCCACGAAUGUGACUGGCCUGAUACACAUGACACAGGCGGUGCUGCAGAUUUUCAAAAAGAAGAAUGGCGGCAAGGACGGAGGAGCCGGCGAUGUCAUUAUGAUUGGCAGUAUCGCCGGGCGCGAGGGGUAUCCUGGUGGCAGUAUCUACUGCGCCACCAAGAGUGCUGUCAGGACGUUCACGGACGCGCUGCGAAAGGAAUUGAUUGCUUCGCGGAUUAGGAUCAUUGAGGUUGACCCCGGUCAGGUUGAGACGGAGUUCUCAGUUGUCCGGUUCUACGGCGACAAGUCGAAGGCUGAUGCCGUGUAUAAAGGCGUUGAACCGCUGACCCCGGACGACAUCGCCGAGAUUGUGGUGUUCGCAGCUGGACGAAGAGAGAACGUCGUAUUGGCGGAUUCGUUGAUCUUCCCGAACCACCAGGCCGCUGCUACAGUUAUGCAUAGAAAGUCAUGA
Molecule: messenger RNA, 828 nt
Organism: Exophiala viscosa
Lineage: Eukaryota; Fungi; Ascomycota; Eurotiomycetes; Chaetothyriales; Herpotrichiellaceae
Product: oxidoreductase
Exons: 3
Coding region: 1-828 (275 amino acids)
Cellular component (GO): cytosol
Molecular function (GO): oxidoreductase activity
Source: RefSeq, a predicted model, not a curated record